This is a messenger RNA of Echinops telfairi (small Madagascar hedgehog), 2495 nucleotides long. RefSeq names its product ENTH domain containing 1 (gene ENTHD1). Lineage: Eukaryota; Metazoa; Chordata; Mammalia; Afrosoricida; Tenrecidae. Gene Ontology annotation, cellular component: endosome; plasma membrane; clathrin vesicle coat. Gene Ontology annotation, biological process: endocytosis. Gene Ontology annotation, molecular function: clathrin binding; phospholipid binding. The transcript is spliced from 6 exons. The record is from RefSeq and is a predicted model, not a curated record. The coding region runs from base 1 to 1839 and encodes 612 amino acids.
AUGGCAUUCAAGAGACAAGUGAAAAACUUCGUGAAACAUUACUCAGAUGCUGAAAUAAAAGUCAGGGAAGCCACCUCUAAUGACCCUUGGGGCCCAUCUAGUUCUCUGAUGCUGGAUAUCUGUGACUUGACUUUCAACACCAUUUCUCUGGCUGAGAUUAUGAAUAUGCUGUGGCACAGGCUCAACGACCAUGGGAAGAACUGGCGCCACGUGUAUAAGUCCCUCACACUCAUGGACUAUCUCAUCAAGAACGGAUCCAGGAAGGUCAUUCAGCACUGCAGGGAGCGGUUCUGUAACCUUCAAACACUGAAAGAAUUCCAACACAUCGAUGAAGCGGGAAAAGACCAAGGUUAUUAUAUCCGGGAAAAGUCUAAGCAAGUCAUCAGCUUGCUGAUGGACGAACAGCUGCUGUAUAAAGAGAGGGAAGUAGCCUGUCGAACAAGGCGGCGUACCUCCUACUCUAUGGCAUUUCCCCAAAACCUACCUGCUAUGGGCAACUCACCAACGUCGUGUGCCUCGGCCCCCACUCCAGAAACUCCUGCUUUCCAGAGCAAGCGUAAGCUCCUUAAGGCGGCUCGGCUACGUCAUAAAAAAAAUACUUCCAAGGCAGGAUCCAAACAAGAGCAGUGCCAACACCCUCUGUUGCCUAGUGGGACUACCUUGUCCCAGGAAACACUGCCAGUCAAGAUUACUGCUUGGGACUCAACAGAGGACCUGAUAUUAUUUUAUGAUGAUGACCCAAAGCCACCUUUGCCAACAAGACCACCUUCCACGGCCUCUCCUGCUAUGGGGACAUCAGACGUGGAAGCAGAGGUCCGUAACCCCUGGGACGCAGAUGCCACCCCCACGCCCUCGGAGAAAAGCCCGUCUCUGCAGACGGAUGUGAGUCUGGGCCAGACAUCAGACAGCACGCUCAGGAACACUGUCCUAGCAAACCCCUCGCAAGCGCCUCUCGCAAAGCAACCGGCUGCACGAAGUUUCGAAGCAGCGACGACUUUACCAGGCUUUGGCUCGGCAAGUAAGGAAGAGUGGACCGGCCCCGAUGUAAGCAUAUCCAAGUCAGGCUCGGUUUCUCAGGACCAGGCUUCCGUAGAGACACUCUAUGUCUCUCCCUCGUUCCAAACAUUUGACUCCGUAGAGGGGGCUGCUGUCAUCAGUCAGGACGCUCAGGAGGCGGCACCCUCUGGCCCGGUCCAGGUGGAUGAGGAAGACGGCCAGCCCUUGACCAUAUGGGUUUCAACUGCCUCCGAGGGAGCAUCCUCCUUCUCAACAUUUUCAGCCUCGUCUCCGGAUUCAGCAUCUCCAGAGAAAUCCGUUCAUGUUUUGUCCUCAGUUUUGGCUGAACCCUCCUUCUGGACUUUAUCCCACCAACCAUCUUAUUCUGCUUCCCUUAGAGAUAAAGAUAAGACAGCCAGGGUUCAUCACCCCUUUAGUCCUAGGAGUACGGUGUCUUCCGACGAAGAGGAGAAUGCCAACCUCCACCUACUGGAAGGCCUGCCAGACGGCGCCGAUCCUGCUAACAACCAGACCAGGGGCGUCCCUGGCACUAAUUCGGCAGAGUUGUCCACCCCAAAUGUAGACCACUUCACCUCUCUGUCCAGCGCUAGUAGUCCCAUAGCCAAAGUCUUGCCUAGGGAGCCUGAAUCAAACCGUUCCAUUCAUGUGCUUUUAGGAGAGGUGAGAAGUGCUAUAGGCAGAUUGCAUAAAGAUCUGAGCACGGUGAUCCAAGAACUUCAUACCAUCAAUUGCCAGCUGGGGAGCUUGAGUGGGAGCAGUCAGCAAAUAAGCACCUCUUUGCAGUCUACUCAGUCUUCUGAGGGUAGCUCAGAUCAGAGCUAAUCAGCUCAAAAGCCACCGGUGGGAAAACUCAGGUGGGCCCACUUCCCAAAGCCCUAAGUCAGUCUUUUGUCGAUCUUUCAUAUGACCGCUAAGAAGGGGAGUGAUGGCUUCACUGUUCCUAGUCAAGUGGCUUUCGGACCACUACAUUUAUUGGGGUAGUUUAUUUGGAUGAUUAAUGUUUUUGAAAGCGAAAAGACGCCACCUCUGAUCAUGGUUUCAGAUUUUGGCUGUCGGUUCCUUUGAAACUGCAGGAAAUUCACUGUCCGUGCUGUGUGCUUCACCUCCACAUAGGGGAGGCACCCCUGAACGCUGCGGUAAGACCUCAAACUGCAAAUACGCGUUCCAAAAUGUUGACUAAGUGUGCUGUAGGAAACCCUUUAAUUUCCCAUUGUAUGGCGCCCCGUUGUUAACCAGACUGGGCCUCGACUCAGGGGGAUAAGGUUUACUGCAUACAUUUCACGUGUUCUUUUGCCAAAUUUCAAGUUCUGCCAACCCAGGGUUAGAAAGAUUCUUUCUCAUCUUUUGGAUCCCAUAGUUGAUUGGAUGUUACAUUGUGACGAAUAAGACAUGGAACAGUGUUUUAUUGCAAAAUAAAUCCAAAUGCCUACUUUUUUCCUUCUUCUGUUUUGGAAAAUAAAUCUGAUAUUUUCCUUUUA